Hydractinia symbiolongicarpus is the source of this 2389-nucleotide messenger RNA. RefSeq lists its product as uncharacterized. The transcript has 2 exons. The record is from RefSeq and is a predicted model, not a curated record. NCBI's taxonomy places the organism in Eukaryota, Metazoa, Cnidaria, Hydrozoa, Anthoathecata, Hydractiniidae. Bases 1130 to 1660 code for a protein of 176 amino acids.
AUAUUUCGGUGUUUAUACAACUCUUUGGAACUGGUGUGAUGGAAUUGACAUAAAAAAGUAAUUCUUUUAGCCAUAUUUUAAUUAGUUUUUAUUGUAAGAAAAUUUGAACAUUCUAAUUCUAUUCAAACUAUUUUUUGGGACGUUGUGGAAAAUGGUGGUAUUCUUUCAUUUGAAUAAUACUAAACAGAAAGGGAUGAGAAGAGUUCACGACUAUUGACCAUUCUAGAAAAAAUGAAAAUCAUUUGGCUACAAUCCUAAAUAAAAGGGAAGGACAAAGAAGUUAUACCUCAACAUUACUUUUAAAGAUUAGGUGCUGAGAAGCUGCAUACCCUGUAUCAUCUGCAUACAAGCCCACACUUCUUCAUUUUAGAAAAAAAAAAUUAACUGAAGAAGAAGAAAACGACGAAGAAGCUGGAGAAAAGCAGGGGUUGACAAUUAGAUAGGACAUAUACUAGAAGUGAGAGGGAGGCGUUUUAACAUAGGCAUAAAAGGUGUUUAAAAAAGGUCUAAAGAUGCAUUUACAGUUGUAGAAAAAAACGUCUGCGAUUAGAACGUUAUAAAAAUUCGAAUAUUGAUUAUCGAAUAUUGUUGAGUCGCGUAGGUUACAAAAAAAUGUUUUUUAAAAAUGUUUGAGAAGUGACAUUAAUAUUUUGAUUAUCAAUCAAUAUGUGCAGAGAAUCUUCGGAGUAUUUGGGUUGUAUAUGGCGUCGAGAAAUAUGGCGGUUUUAUUUGUCUUGACUACACGAUAAUCUCCAUGGAAACACGCCAUGGUAAAUACCAACGCCAAAACGAGUUUCUUCGUUGGUUGUGAAUUCGACUGGUAAGAGGAUGGGUUUUUUUUGGUUUUUUUUUUUCGUUCUUUAAACACUUUUUGACCAAGAUAUCAUUUUGUACUGAUUGUGAAUACUUUUGAAAAUUAGACUUGAGAAUUUAGACAAGAAUAAAAAGGAUGCCAAUAUGUUUUUUUCUGUUUUUGAGGAAAUUUCUUUGACCAAAUAUUUAAUAGCUAGCUCUUUAAGUCCAAAAGCAUUUGCCAGUUGUUCAGUGUGUUUUUGUGUUUUUUCUUUAGACUCUUUGUUGUUACCUUGCGCUCUAUAACAGUGCUAGUAGCUUUAGUUAGAACGUAGCGAUGUAUAUUUUGAAUCCUACGUGGUUCCGGUAUCGCGUUGAGGAGCAGAAGAAACCACAGAUGAAGAGGAGAGAGAAGUGGAAGGCAUCUACUACAGUGGUACCUACGAAAGUACCUGCUAGUAAGAAAAAGAAAAUCAAGGUUGUGAAACUGAAGAGGAGCCGUCCAACCGUCGUCGUUGACGGUCGCGAAGAUGGACGGCACGUAGGUAAGUCUCAGGUAAGUAAAAAACUUAAUUCUGUUGAUGGCACAACAUUUUUACAUCUUGUGAGGAAACGAAAAGUUGAACCCGAGCUUGAAAAAUUAGCAGUUAGACCAUGUCGCAAGAGAAAACGAAUUGUUAACCAUAUUGAGGAACUUGAGUUAAAAACUAUCAUCCCAUUUAAAAAAAUGCGCCUGCAGGAAGUUAAAGUAUUUGGCCAAAAUCUAACUCCAAAAGAACUAGAUGAUGAAGUAUUUAAGUUUGUUCGUCUUUGUAGAUGCGAGGUGGACUGUGAUAACCCCAAAUUCUUUGAAGGUCUUUCUUUGUAAUUUGACUUUUUGUUUCUGAUUUGAUUUUGUUUGCCCUCCUUUCGCUGUUUUUAGUCAUUUCAUCUUGUAUUCUUAUCUAACUUUAUUUCUUCUUUUUUAUAGCAAUGACUGAAUCAAUUUUUGACUGUAAUAUUUUUUUACUCUUAUUUUUGACAGGAUUACUGCAACACAUUUUUGACUCUUUUGAAUAAACAUGUAAAACAAACAUAGAUAAACAAAUAAGUAAAAUUAAUAAAUAAAAUAAACAAAUAAAACAAACAUAAAAGUAAACAAAUAAAACAAAUAAAUAAAAUAAACAAAUAAAUAAAAUUAAUAAAUAAAAUAAACAAAUAAAACAAAUAAAUAAAAUAAACAAAUAAAUAAAAUAAACAAAUAAAAUAAAUAAACACGUAAACAAAUAAACAAACAUAAAAAUAAGCAAAUAAACAAACAUAAAAUUAAACAAAUAAAAUAAAACAAACUUAAAAAUAAACAAAUAAAACAAACAAAAAAAUAAACAAAUAAAUAAAGAAACAAAUAAAACAAAUAUAAAAAUAAACAAAAAAAACAAACUUAAAAUAAACAAAUAAAAUGAAGAAACACGUAACAACAAAACACAAAAACAACAACAAAUAAAACAAAUAAAUCAAACAUAAAAAUAAACAAAUAAACAAUUAAAACAAACUUAAAUUAAACAAAUAAACAUAUGAAACCAGCAUAAAAAAUAAACAAAUAAAACAAACAUAAAAA